CGAGCUGCGGCCAUCUCCUCUGCUUGGUCUGUGCUUGCGUGACAGAGUCGACAUGGGACGCCCGCUCAUCCUCCUGUGCGUUGUGGCUUUGCUCACUGGGACGCACCUCGCCUGUGCGAACGGGGAGGACGUUGCGCCAAGGAAAUGUGACAAGCUGUUAUCAAGGAGGGAAUGGAGGACAUUGACGUUGAACGAGCGAGCAGAGUGGAUCAGAGCGGUCAAGUGCCUGGGGAACAUACGACAUCCACGGUUGUCCUUCACCCCGGAUCAGACUGUGCUACAUGGUGACCACAGCCUGUACGACGACUUCUCCUAUGCACACGCAGUGAUGGACAGUACGGCGCACUUCAAGCCCUACUUCCUGCCCUGGCAUCGCUGGUUUCUCCAUCUCUUCGACUCUAAGCUCCGCAGCACCUGUGCAUAUACUGGUCCAACACCAUUCUGGGACUGGUCGCAGGAUCACGCAGACCUGUUCCACUCGCCGGUGUUCGACCCCGACCCCGAGCACGGGCUUGGCGGAACAGGUGACUGCGACUCCUUCUCCGAAGCAGACUGUGUCGUCACCACCGGCGCGUUUGCUCCUUCUCCGAGCUCCGACACAGGAGACUUCACACUCGCCUGGCCGCUCCCUCAUCAUCUUCGACGGAACCUCACGCUCCUCACCGGCUGGUUCGAAGACGAGCAACCGCAGAACAGCACCCUCGGCCCCUCCUUCGUCCAGAACGCUACGUUGCACACCACAGGGGAUUUCUGGAAGUUCCAGUGGUACAUGACCCUGAUGCAUAAUCAUGUCCAUAACCUGGUGGGAGGAGAUAUGGCCGGGGACUGUCCGAGGGAUCUGCCGCGGGAGGACUGUAGAGGCAUGGCGAUCGCGUACACGCCCAAUGACCCGCUGUUUUGGCUACAUCAUGCGCAGCUAGACCGGCUAUGGAGUGAAUGGCAAGUCGUCGAUCCCCUGAACUUCGACGCCUUCUCCGGCUUACCGCUCAACCCCACAAACCUGAGCAACCCGCACUACUCGCCCAAUGCCAGCACGACUCAUCUGAUGGAAUUUGACCGCUUAUCGGUGUCUGUCCCCGUGAGCAGCAUGUUUGACCAUGAGCAGUGGCCGCUGUGUUAUCAGUAUGCUGAGAUGCUGUGAGCCGUUGAAGGUGUUAAUGCUGGUUUGUUUCCUAGAGGGCUGGAGCACCUAAGCUUAUGCAUACUAUGUAAAAUAAUGAAGUAUCUCAUCU
Molecule: messenger RNA, 1232 nt
Organism: Dacryopinax primogenitus
Lineage: Eukaryota; Fungi; Basidiomycota; Dacrymycetes; Dacrymycetales; Dacrymycetaceae
Product: Di-copper centre-containing protein
Exons: 4
Coding region: 53-1141 (362 amino acids)
Molecular function (GO): oxidoreductase activity
Source: RefSeq, a predicted model, not a curated record